Quercus lobata is the source of this 902-nucleotide messenger RNA. Its product is annotated as dirigent protein 22-like. The transcript has a single exon. The record is from RefSeq and is a predicted model, not a curated record. NCBI's taxonomy places the organism in Eukaryota, Viridiplantae, Streptophyta, Magnoliopsida, Fagales, Fagaceae. The coding region runs from base 49 to 627 and encodes 192 amino acids.
CCAAUUUAUGUACCACCAUUGAGAGCAUAGUACCAUCAUUGUGUUCCAAUGGCUAAAAUUCUUCCUAUCUUGGCUUCCCUAUCCACCAUCUUCUUCCUCAUCCUUUCCCUCUCCACAGUUUUGGCCAUCGGAGAAGAUCAUGGCUUUGGAAGAAGCCUAGAUAGGAAGCUCCUUGGGUACAAGAAAGAGAAGCUUAGCCACUUUCAGUUCUAUUGGCAUGACAUCCUUAGCGGUCGCAAUCCCUCAUCAGUCCCAGUCAUAAAACCACCCCAAAACACAUCAACCUUUGGUUUUUUAACCAUGAUUGAUAACCCUUUAACCUUAGGACCAAAUAUGAGCUCCAAACUGGUGGGUAAAGCACAAGGGUUUUAUGCAGGUGCUUCACAAGAAGAGGUGAGUCUAUUAAUGGUAAUGAACUUUGCAUUCAUUGAAGGUAAAUAUAAUGGAAGCACAAUCACUGUGCUAGGCAGGAACCCAGUGUUCCACAGCGUGAGAGAGAUGCCAGUUAUUGGAGGCAGUGGGCUUUUCAGGUUUUCUAGGGGUUAUGCUCAGGCCAAGACUCAUACUUUUGAUCCCAAGACAGGAGAUGCCGUUGUUGAGUACAAUGUCUAUGUGUUGCAUUAUUGAUGUGUUCUUGAUCUUUCUGUUGUUAACUUUAUUCCUCUUGUGAUUCUCUCUUUUUUGAGGUGUAGAUUUCAAGUAUGUUGGCCACUUGGAUUACUUUAAGCUAAGUGGGGUUGGUUAGCGGUUUCUUACUUUCUUUUGUUCAAUAAUAUAGGGCAAUAUAAUGUUUAUUUUCUGUAAUUUUUGUCCUACGUUCAUGCCAAAUUCAGUCAAGUAAGAAAUCCGAAAAGUCCAUGUAAUGAUUAACUUACUAUUUAAUAGACAUUUUGUUAUUAUUU